Clarias gariepinus (North African catfish) is the source of this 3052-nucleotide messenger RNA. RefSeq names its product poly(rC) binding protein 3 (gene pcbp3). NCBI's taxonomy places the organism in Eukaryota, Metazoa, Chordata, Actinopteri, Siluriformes, Clariidae. Gene Ontology annotation, biological process: regulation of RNA metabolic process; regulation of gene expression. The record is from RefSeq and is a predicted model, not a curated record. Gene Ontology annotation, molecular function: mRNA binding. Gene Ontology annotation, cellular component: nucleus; cytoplasm. The transcript has 16 exons. The coding region runs from base 682 to 1716 and encodes 344 amino acids.
ACUGGCUGCAGGUAUUGGUGUCUGCCUCUUCUGUGCGCGCCCACGCGUGCUUCUCUGUGUGUGCGUGUGUCUCAAUGUGUGUGUGUCUGUAGCAGACAGAGCAAGAGGAAGAGGAGCAGCGUUUCCUCUCCCCCCUCUGGCCUCCCCGUCUCCCUGCUCCCUGUCACUCCGUCCUUCCUCCCUCCCGGACUGCACUGGCCUGGACCCCGUACCCAUCAGCCCCUUUGACUCUCCUCUCUUCACCAUCCCGUCUUAGCCGCCGCAGAACUGCCUAUUGCGAAGAGAAAAAAGAAGGAAACCAUUGUUUAUAUAUACAAAUCCCUUUAAAAGAAGAUUUAGGUAGAACUGUACUGAACAGACUGAUCUCUCCUCAGUCUUCUGGAAGUGUGACAGCACCUGGUCACAUGACCUGGAAGAGAAAAGCCAGGAGCCAUUUUGGAUCCCUUUCUGAAUGGGCUGGUUAUCAACCUGGAAAGAAGUCUAAAGGCUGAUGCGCUGAUCCACCUCGCGACAUAGCUGUGUCCUCUGUCGGCCCGAUCAGGCCAUUUAUGACCUGAGUGCCCCGACCCUGCACUUACUCUGGAGAUUGGUUGGCUGUAAUUAUCAUCUCUAUCGUUCUACUCCUGGGGAUUUCCUGUCACGUGAUCAUACACCAACUUCACCAAUUCCUCCAGUCUCACCAUGGAAUCCAGCAAAGUGCAGUCUGAGGGCGGCCUCAACGUCACCCUGACCAUCCGCCUCCUCAUGCAUGGCAAAGAAGUUGGAAGCAUCAUUGGAAAGAAAGGAGAAACUGUAAAGAAAAUGCGUGAAGAGAGUGCUGCUCGCAUCAACAUCUCGGAGGGGAACUGUCCAGAGAGAAUCGUCACCAUAACAGGACCCACAGACGCCAUCUUUAAGGCUUUUGCCAUGAUCGCCUACAAAUUUGAAGAGGAUAUAAUUAACUCCAUGAGCAACAGCCCAGCCACCAGCAAGCCCCCUGUCACCUUGCGGCUGGUCGUCCCAGCCAGCCAGUGUGGCUCUCUCAUUGGCAAAGGAGGCUCUAAGAUCAAGGAAAUGAGAGAGUCCACAGGAGCUCAGGUGCAAGUGGCCGGGGACAUGCUGCCCAACUCCACAGAGCGCGCUGUGACAAUCUCUGGCACCCCGGACGCCAUCAUCCAGUGUGUCAAACAAAUAUGUGUGGUCAUGCUGGAGUCCCCACCGAAAGGUGCCACCAUCCCCUAUCGCCCAAAGCCUGCCUCCACCCCGGUCAUUUUUUCAGGUGGCCAGGUAAGAGCCGACCCGCUGGCGGCGUCCGCAGCCAAUCUCAGCCUUUUACUGCAGCACCAGCCACUGCCUGCUUACACUAUUCAGGGACAGUAUGCUAUUCCACAUCCAGAUCAGUUGACCAAGCUCCACCAGUUGGCUAUGCAGCAAACCCCCUUUACCCCCCUCGGACAGACCACCCCUGCUUUCCCCGGUCUGGAUGCCAGUCCCCCGGCCAGUACUCAUGAACUCACCAUUCCCAAUGAUCUAAUAGGCUGUAUAAUUGGGCGCCAGGGAACCAAAAUCAACGAGAUCCGUCAGAUGUCUGGAGCACAGAUAAAAAUUGCUAAUGCCAUGGAAGGGUCAUCAGAGCGCCAGAUCACCAUCACAGGAACCCCCGCCAACAUCAGCCUUGCCCAGUACCUCAUUAAUGCAAGGCUGACGUCUGAAGUCACUGGAAUGGGCACUCUCUAAUUUCUACCCAUCAUCCUUCACUGCAUCACAUGACCCUUAAGCCAAUGGCAUUACACCUUGGUUAUUAUUUUUAUCCUCUUCCUCUGUACUAGUCCACCCUGAAUUUUAAAUUAUUAGAACAAUUUUAGAUUCUAUAAUCUGUAUUUAUUCAAAAUCUCCAGUUCAGUGUUGCUCCUACCGCACCUGCUUUGUUAUCUAAAUGCUCCCUUUUCCCCCUAACCUCUUGAUUUUAAAGUACACUUCACUUUUUUGACACUCUAGUACCUGCCAUGUCAUCAUAUAUUUCCACUGUGAGUCAUUCAUGUUGUUUUUUUGUUUGUUUGUUUGUUUCAAAUCAAAUUCUGCUGUGCUGCUGGAUCUGCACCGCUGGUUUAAAAAAUUCAUGUAUUUAAAAAUGAAUAAAUAGUCAGUAGCUCACAAGUACUCCGACGUUCACCUCACACACCAGCUAAUACCAGGAACAGACCUAGAGAUCAAGAAAAUGCUGUGUUUUUUAAAUUCUUUCUUUUCAACAUGACAAAACACACAUUGUCCGUUACAAGCCUGAUUUCUGCAAUCACACUCAGACACAAUGCUGCUGAAAACAUAAAUAAACACAUAGAAAUAGUAACAGCACACAAAGGAGUUACAUGGAAAUGAGCCAGUGUAUUUAAAGUACUCACAUCAAGUAAGACCAUUACUCUAUAGCACAUUUUCAUACACAGCCUCUAUAGUACUAUAGUGUGUAUAUACUGUAUAACGUAGUCAGUAUCUUACAAGAAAAAGUGGUUUGCUAAUAUCUUUGCAAGUAUAAAACUGAUUUCAUUUACAAUUAGUUUUUUAGGCUUUUUAGCGAAAUCGAGUUUAAUGGACAGCAAACAUCUUUUUACCUGUACAUGGGUAGCUAAUACAGGUAAAAAGCCUGCAGUCUUCUCAGAGCUUUUUAAACAUGUAGCCACCCAAUCUGCAGUUUAUACACAGCAAUAUGUUUCUCAGGUCUGAUAUCAGCAAGAUUCAGGAACAUUGUGUGAAGAUAAUUAAUGAUCGUUUUAAUAGGUUUGUAUAAAAGGAAAGGUUUUAGGAUAAGUCUGGCCUGAGGUAAAGCAAAGUAUUGUAGCAAGAAAAAUAAAAUAAUCCUUAGGCACAGAUUUGGCCCUGGGUGUCUACCUUUACAAUUCAUCAAGAAGUCAUUUUUGGCAUUCAGCUUUAAUUUAAACCACCAUAAAUAGGCUUCCCAUGGUUCCCUGAGUGCAGUCCAGACCUCUAUUUUCUUUCUUUCAUUUUCUGGCGCUUUGUUUUCCAUUUGUUUUGGCUAUUUCUUAGCAUAAUUACCAUUAGUGUUAAAAAAGCCUGUAAC